Botrytis sinoallii is the source of this 3672-nucleotide messenger RNA. RefSeq lists its product as uncharacterized. Lineage: Eukaryota; Fungi; Ascomycota; Leotiomycetes; Helotiales; Sclerotiniaceae. Bases 1 to 3672 code for a protein of 1223 amino acids. Gene Ontology annotation, biological process: regulatory ncRNA-mediated heterochromatin formation. Gene Ontology annotation, cellular component: nuclear RNA-directed RNA polymerase complex. The record is from RefSeq and is a predicted model, not a curated record. Gene Ontology annotation, molecular function: helicase activity. The transcript has 12 exons.
AUGGUAUACAGUAGUGCUUCUGCGAAUAUUGUAUUGCGAGAGCAUGUGCAGAAAUCUUACGCAAAAAUCAACUUCUCCGAAUCUUGGAGAAAUCUUCCCGAAAUUCCCACUAGUGAAGAAAUUCUUCAAGACGUAUCAUGGCAAGACAAAGAUGGUCCAGAGCAGCCAAUGGAUUACCAAAGAUUGGCGGAGCCGAAAGAAUUCGAUCCACGUCUGCCACACAACAAUAUCAAAGGGGCUUGGGGCUCUAAGGAAGAAUACCUCGGUUUUCAUUACCAGAUUUUACGAGAAGAUUCGGUUGCCCCUCUUCGUCAGUCUGUUGCUGAAUUCAAGAAAAACAGUGAUAUGAGUGAUACACAAGACACUUCUAUCUACACAGAUGUCCACCUCGUCGGUCUCCAAUUGAGCCAUCUCGGUCCAGCAUUCAGGAUCGAGUUCUCAAGUGACAAAGCUGGCAAAAGAAUUCGGUGGGAGCAGUCAAGCCGACUUACACAAGGUAGUCUCCUGUGCUUAAGUCCAACUAGCGAUAAGUUUCGUUCCAUAUGUAAGGUUGGUACUGUCGCAGCUAGGCCCAUAGAAGGUGGCUUAGACUGUGACCCUCCACAAGUUGACAUCUUCUUUGGAGAUGACGAAGACAUCAUAUUGAAUCCAACAGAGUCAUAUAUUAUGAUUCAGCCCCGAGUGGGAUUUUUUGAGGCGUACCGUCAUGUGCUUGUAGCACUUCAAAAAUUGGCCACUGAACAUUCACCCUAUAUCCAAAAGUAUCUGAUUGAAAUGGAUCGAGAUAUCUUGCCACCUGAUCAUAUCAAGGAAAGACCUUGCCUCGACCUUCGUUCGAUUGCUCUGUCGAGUGGUGAUCAUCUUUCGGACCUUACCGAAGAAGAAGACGAAAAGCUGUGUCAUGUCGAUGUUUUGGUAGAGUUUCCAAUUCUUCCAAAAUCAGGCAUGGAUGACUCGCAACUCGCGGCUUGUAAGCGUAUGCUUACUCAAAGCUUAGCAAUUGUUCAGGGUCCACCUGGUACUGGUAAGACGUUUACUUCCGUCCAAGCUCUCAAAGCCAUGUUGUGCAACAGGGGCAAUGGACCGAUCAUUGUCGCUGCUCAGACAAAUCAUGCUCUUGAUCAAUUACUCACCCACAUUGCUGGUUUCGAGGAAAAUUUUGUGCGUCUAGGGAGCAGAUGUGACAAGAAGAAUUCGACAAUCCUAGCACGAACAUUGUAUGAGCUCCGCGAAGAACACAGAAAAUCGAAAACUAAGCAGUUCAAUGCCGGCGUCAGAUCAGCUUCCAAAGCACACAAUAACUUGGUUGAAUCUAUUGAAUUAAUGCUUUCUCCCAUCACUGCUUUUGGGAUUUUACCUGCUAGAGUUCUUUUGGAAUCAGGCGUUAUGAGUCAAGAACAUUAUGACUCUUUCUUCGAACCUGGAUGGUGCGACUCGGCGGAUACGCAAGAUGAAAACGUCGACCCUCUUGAAUCUUGGCUUGGAGCGCAGAAAGUCCGCAUGCCGAGAACUCCAGUGAUCAACAAGCAUCUUGAGAUAGAAGAUCCUGACCAGGAAUUUGAUCAAUUGCAAGAGAACGAAGUCGAAGUCCAAGCGAAUGAUGUCAUGGAUGCUCUGAACGGGACAUGGGUUUCACUCAGUCGUUCAUAUACAGGUAAAAAUCUUGGUGCCCGGGCCAUUGGUAAGAAUUCUCCUAAGAGCAUACUCGCCAGAGUUGGAAGUCUUCUCGACAUUUCAGACAAGCAUCGCGGUCAUGUUUAUUGCUACUGGGAAAAGCUCUACUAUGAUCAACUGACCCAAAAACUCAAGGAGAAAUUCAAAAGUUACAGAGUAUCGAUGAACGACUUGAAGAUGGCAAAGUGGAAACGUGAUGCCGAUUUUAUCGAUAACUUGGACACAAGAGUCAUUGGUUGUACAACAACUGGUCUAUCUAAAUAUAGAGGACUACUUUCUGCGUUAAAUCCAAGUGUACUACUCAUCGAAGAAGCGGCAGAAACUUUAGAAGCAAAUGUCACGGCAGGUAUCAUUCCAUCUCUUGAGCAAGUGAUACUUGUGGGAGAUCAUCGACAAUUGACGGCAAACACUACACUUGACCGCUUCAUGUCAUACCCAUAUUACAUGUCAGUCUCCUUGUUUGAGAGACUUGUUAACAAUGAUCCGUUCUAUCUCGAUCUUCAUGAUCACCAGAAUGUACGAGACCGAGUCAAUCAUCGCCCUCCAGUUCCUGGCAUGAAUUUUGAUUCAUACUUCUUCUCACACAAAUGGCAAGAACAUAGAGACGUCAACAUGAGUUGUUAUAAUGCUCCGGAAGCUGAAAUGGUUGCUGGAUUCUUCAACUACUUGGUUAUCAAUGGUGUUAAGCCAGAAAAAAUUACCGUAUUAACAUACUAUAACGGCCAACGGAAAUUACUUCUGAAAGAGCUUAGUCAACGUGUCACAAGCGUUGCGACACCAUACUUCAAGGUCUAUACCGUUGAUGCGUAUCAAGGCGAGGAAAUGAAUAAGAAUCGUGUGGUUGUUGCUUUGUCUCGUGCACAGCGUGGUCUUUACAUCUUUGGGAAUGCAAUUACUAUUGCUGGGCAAGAGGCUGACAAUGGUUCUCGAGAUAAGCUUUGGAUGCCGAUUCUUUUGCAUUUAUUGGACGAGCAGAGAUUUGGCUCUAAGCUGCAGCUUUUGUGCUCCAAGCAUGAGAAUUACUCUUAUGUCUCAGAACCUGAACAUUGGGAAGAUCUAAGUGGUGGUUGUCACGAGUUUUGUGGUGGCAUGUUGCCGUGUGGCCAUUUAUGUCCUUAUAAGUGCCAUCCAACUCCUCAUGAUCAAGUUCUCUUAAUAAUUGUGGUCAACCUUGUCGAUGCGAAGAAUGUCGUACAUUUGAUCGCAUGCAGGCUCUUAACUAGCAUCUUCACCAAGAAAGUUACUGCCGAGAAUGAGAUUGGAACCAAUGCAGUGAACACUACUCCUUCCAAGCAGAAAGAACGCUCUCCACAAAAGUCCUGGAAAUUGGAUCAGCAAAUUGGGCAGAACAAUUCAUACACACAGCUCUCAUCUGUUCAAUCGGGUGGUCAAAAUUCACUUUACACAUUCGCAUCCUCUCCCACCAAGAGAGAUUUGUCACCAGAAAAGGGUCGUCAACUUUGGGAUACUUGGGACCCACUUGCAGAUGAAAAGAAGCCAGAUUCUGGGGAUUUGGUCUUUGAAGAAACCCAUAAACCAGUUCGAUUUGAGAAUGGAAAGAGAAUCGUUGGUCCUAAAAUCCAGAAUGUUAUUCCUCGAGUGGUAAGCAGCAAUGAAAUCACUCGUAGCGAAACCCAAAGUCCAAGAAGCAGUUAUGAGGGGGUUCGAAACUUUGAUGAGAUUUUCUCCAGCAAUCACGAGAUCAAUGGGGGUAGUAACUGCAUUGCUUACAGCAAUAAUGGAAUUCUUCGAAAUGGCAACGAUGGUUUAGCCUUUUCCAUCAAGAAUAGUAUUCCUAACCGAACUAACGGGGUUCACACAAACGGAGUUACUCACGGUAGCAACGAUCUUCUUCUUAAUGCUGCUUUCAGCAACGAGGUCGAUUUUAGCAACGGCGAAACCACUACCAACAGUGACGAGGCUGUUACUGCUCCAGGUUCCAAGGAUGACAUGCUCAAAUUCAGUAACGAUGAUUUUGAUUUUCUAGAAGGUCUUUAA